AUGUCAAGCCUGACCUUUUCUUACAAUCAAGAAGAGACUGAUUCUAUUCUGUCUCAAGUCACUUUACCCAUAGAAUUUUUACAGACUCUGGCGUCAGAGCUGAGAACACGGGAUUACGAACGAGAAUCCAGAAGACUAUUAAAUUAUGAAUUACACUGCGUGACUCUUGCAGAGUACGUACGAGCUCAGAGGAUCCCUAGGGGUCUCCGUAUGUCCACACGACCCACAAUAUUCAAGGAAGAUAAAACUUUCUGCGAUCAAUUUGAACAAAUAUUAAACAAAUGUUCCUUUGAUUUGAUGACAUUGACCAUAUCAUAUUUGCAGAAAUCUAUAAUAUCAAUUAAGGAAUCUAUUACUGCAGCAGAACAACAACUUAGAGCGACCCUGGCACCGGAAGCCCUUACUCAACUGCAAGACCGACUGACAUCCACCCUGACAAACCAUAGAAAAGAAUCCGAAGCAGCAAAGAGAAUUUUUUUUUUACGAGAUUCAGAAGACUACAGAAACAAUCGUGUAUACAGAUGGCAGGAAUCCUACUUCUCACAAAACCGCAGGAGAUCAUCUUCACAAGCCUCCUCAGGUUCCAGCACAGACACCAAUAUGGAAUCAUCUCGAUCAACCGGUUUUUUAGGCCGACGCUCACAAGGCAGAAACCGAUACGGAGGGGGAGACAACCAAAGAGGACGAACAACAGUCACGACGCGCUCCCAGAUGCACUAAGAACCGGACCCCCACCAAUGUUUGCCAUCUUUUCCUGUAUCCUUUUCUAGGUGUUGGUUCUUUUAUUUCUAUCUGAUCCCUCCUUUUUCUCUGACCCUCAUUUCUUUUCUCUCUCAGUCUCUUUCUUUUUUUCUCUUUUUUUCUCUCUUUUCCCUUUUUUUCCUUCCUUUUUCUUUGU
Molecule: messenger RNA, 898 nt
Organism: Bufo gargarizans (Asiatic toad)
Lineage: Eukaryota; Metazoa; Chordata; Amphibia; Anura; Bufonidae
Exons: 2
Coding region: 1-720 (239 amino acids)
Source: RefSeq, a predicted model, not a curated record